CUACGCUACAGCCACGUUUCCCGUGCUUUUUCUGCUUAUUAUGUUUGUUCGAGGUGUGACACUUGACGGGUACAAAGAAGGACUCAACUACUUCUUUAAACCUGACUGGAGUAAACUUUCCGACAUGGCAAUAUGGUCUAGUGCCGCUAGCCAAGCUAUGUACUCCAUGGGGACGGGCUAUGGGGCACACAUAGUCCUUGCUAGCUACAACGAAUUCCAUAAUAACACUUUCAGGGACGGCAUUAUUCUUUGCAUCAUCAACACUGCGACAAGUAUCUUCGGAGGGAUUAUAGUGUUUUCUUUCCUAGGUUAUGCCUCAGUGAAGAAUAAUCAACCAAUGUCGGAAAUAGCUGACAAUGGACCUGGAAUGAUAUUUAUUUCUUACAUACAAGGGAUAUCCGAGCUACCCGGAUCGGCAUUCUGGGCGUUCCUGUUCUUCGUAAUGGUUUUUACACUUGGGGUUGAUUCACUCUUUGUGUUGGUGUGGACAAUAUACGCUUCGUUGGAAGACAUAUUCCCUGAGAAAUUCUUUCGGUGGAAAAAGUUCAUAUUAUGUUCGAUCUGCCUUGUUCAUUAUUUGUUGUGCCUACCAUUAGUGACGGAGGGUGGAAUUCAUAUCGUGGUUCUAAUGGACCAGUAUACAUCCAACCUGAGUUUAGCGCUUUUCUUGCUUCUCGAGGCUAUAACGGUAUGCUGGAUAUAUGGACUCAAGAAGUUCGUUGCUGACAUGGAGCUGAUGGUUGGGAAAAGAUUCAUCUGGAUGCAGUGGUAUCUCCGGGUCACAUGGCUCACCACUGUCCCAGCCUUUUGUUUAUUUCUAUUCUUCGCGUCUGCCAUCAGUUAUCAACCGUCCUCCUACAGUGAACAGGAAGUGACGUCAUCUGGGGAAGCAGUCGGCUGGCUUAUUACAAUAACCCCUAUUCUGAUCACGUUGGCGUUCGCCGUCAUGCACAUAUUUAGACAUCGCACUCCGGGAAAAUCCUUCAAAAGCUUAAUCCGCGAGGCGACCGUUGAAGGCUCAAGAUGGGAACCAAGAACACCCGAAGACAGAGUCGGAACUCGCUACGAUGACAACAUCUAUAUCCGGCCCGUCACAAGCAACGCCUAACGCGGAGAACAUGGGAAAGAGUUGUGUGUCUACGCAUGUGCGUGUCCGUGUGUGUGUGUGGCAUAUUGGUACAUCAUAAUAUCCCUGUCCAUUCAGCUAAUCUGUCAGUAUGUUGGCACAUUCUUAUAGUCCUGUCUUGCUGCGACUCUGCAAAUAUUUAAGCACAUUUUAAUAGUCCGGUCUUUGCAACAACUCUGCCAAUACCUGGUCACGUUUUUAAAUUCCUGUCCUUUCAGGAACUUUGUCAAUAUUUUGGCAUAUUAUAAUAUUGAUUUCUUUGCAGCGACUCUGCCUGCCUGUGUUUCCACAUUCUAAAAUUCCUGUUCCUGCAGUGACUCUGUUAUAUUUUAGCAACUCUGCUUAUGUGGUUAUGGAUUUAAAUAUUCCUGCCCUUGCAACGACCAGGGGCGUUCCUGAUGCACUUUGAAAUGGUAGCCAAUAUGAUUAAGUAAGGCUUGGAAAUGUGAAAGUCUUUCAUGAAGGUUGCCUCCAACUGCUAUAUGGGGUGUUGUAUUACAUAUAAACUUGUCUUUAUUGCAUGAUUGUUAAUAUGUUAUUAUGUACUUCACAUAUAUUGCCUGAAGGAUCCACAUACUAUAAUCGAAUGACUGAGAAAAGUAGUAUAUAUCAAUUGUUUGACCAUUUUAAAACCAUUAAGCUUGAUUAUCCGGAUAUUUUAUUGUUUUGUCCAGGGAUUUUAAUUUACGUUCGAGAGACUUUUUAGAUUUUAUCCCAAACGAUAAUCUUGACUUUAUAUUUGGUGACGUAGAAUACGAGGGAAGUAAUUUUGAAAUUCCACGAAACAACAAAGAUAUUAUUCGAGGGAAC
This is a messenger RNA of Mya arenaria, 1936 nucleotides long. RefSeq names its product sodium- and chloride-dependent glycine transporter 1-like. The transcript is spliced from 3 exons. Lineage: Eukaryota; Metazoa; Mollusca; Bivalvia; Myida; Myidae. Bases 41 to 1108 code for a protein of 355 amino acids. Gene Ontology annotation, biological process: sodium ion transmembrane transport. The record is from RefSeq and is a predicted model, not a curated record. Gene Ontology annotation, cellular component: membrane.